CAAAAAAGGCGACAGCGGCCCAAAAGGCCAAGUCAGUUGUCGUAGGAGAGACUAGCCGGGUCCAGAGGACUACCAGGGCCCAGGUAUAUAUUGCUCCGGAGACUUUGCCCCAGACAGAGGGUUCUUCUACACCGCCACUCGUGGAGGAGAUUGGGGCAGCCGUAGCUGCAGAUCGGGGGACGGCUCCACUGCCAGCUCCCGCAGUUCCAGUACCUGAGCCUCCAGCUCCACAGCCAGGCACUGAGGAUCAGUCUAUGAGGGAGGCAGUCCAGUUGCUGACUAGACUUGUGGCAGGGCAGGUUCAGGGGCAUGGACUGGGAGGUGACCGGGCAGUCAGGCGUGAUAGUUCGAGAGCCCGUGAGUUUUUUACUUGUAACCCUCCAGAGUUCUUCGGGACAAAGCCCGAGGAGGAUUCUGAGGAGUUUAUUAGGAAGAUGCGACGCACUCUAGAUUUGAUUAAUGCUUCCGAGACAGAGUCAGUCGCGUUAGCUUCGUACCGGUUAUAUGAUGUGGUGGCAAACUGGUACGAGUCAUGGGGGCUAUCCAGGGGGGACGGCGCUCCUCCAGCAGUUUGGGGCGAUUUUUCUCAGGCAUUUCUUGGACACUUUCUGCCCCCAGAGUUGCGACGAGCCAGAUCUGAUAGAUUCUUAUUAUUGAGGCAGAAGGGCCGCAGUAUUUGGGACUAUAGUUUGGAGUUUGAUUCCUUGGGCCGAUAUGCACCUACUGUGGUGGCUACUAUGGCGGACCGGAUGCAUAGAUAUAUUAUGGGGCUGGAUCGGUAUUUUGUUGAUAGCUGCUUAGUAUUGGCUGCUCAGCCCGGUAUGGACAUUGCCCGUAUCCAGGCCCAUGCCCAGGGCAUGGAGGAUCGGGGCAGAGGAGGACACCAGCCUGACAGGGGCCAGGAUCGGAGACAGCCCAAGAGGGCCAGGUCAUCUGGAGACUUUCGGGGCAGACAGCCCCAACAGCCGCAGCAGCCUAGCAGAUUUUCAUCUCAGCCGGCGCAGAGCGCGCCUCCCCAGCCUGCAGGUCGCAGAUUCGAUAGCCCAGGGUAUUCAGGAGCAGGCCAGAGCUCCAGGGCUUCAGGUUCGCGGACAGAUAGGGGUUCUGGUCAGAUGAGGCCACCCAGGGUUCAGUGUUCUUUUUGCGGCAGAUACCAUACGGGAGAGUGCUACAGAGCCACCGGUGCAUGCUUUUCUUGUGGCCGUCAGGGCCAUUCUGUGAGAGAUUGCCCGUAUAAGGGUAGUUCGGGUGGUGCAGCGCAGCCUACCGGAUCAGCCGCUGGGUCUUCAUCUUCGUCAGUGGCUAUGCGCCCUACGGGGCAGGGUAUUUCGGCACCAGCGGGUCACGGCAGAGGCCGUGGUGGAGCUUCUGGUAUUAGCGGUCCUUCGAACCGUAUUUAUGCUUUGGCCAGCCGCCAGGAUCAGGAGGCAUCUCCUAAUGUCGUUACAGGUACUGACGACAGGUUCGCUGAUCCACACGUUUAGGAUCCUAUUUCUGCUAUUUGGGGCGCUCUCUUCUACAGAGCCCAUCUUUUGGUACAGUCUGUCACUGCUAUCUGGAUAUGUACUUUGUUCAGGGUAUGACGGGGCCCUGUCCCGUCUUAUGAUUAUGAUAUGUUCUGU
This is a messenger RNA of Lycium barbarum (goji berry), 1622 nucleotides long. RefSeq lists its product as uncharacterized. Lineage: Eukaryota; Viridiplantae; Streptophyta; Magnoliopsida; Solanales; Solanaceae. The transcript has 2 exons. Gene Ontology annotation, molecular function: zinc ion binding; nucleic acid binding. The record is from RefSeq and is a predicted model, not a curated record. Bases 255 to 1484 code for a protein of 409 amino acids.